Neoarthrinium moseri is the source of this 2178-nucleotide messenger RNA. RefSeq lists its product as uncharacterized. Gene Ontology annotation, cellular component: endoplasmic reticulum membrane. The coding region runs from base 1 to 2178 and encodes 725 amino acids. The record is from RefSeq and is a predicted model, not a curated record. Gene Ontology annotation, molecular function: sphingosine-1-phosphate phosphatase activity. The transcript is spliced from 5 exons. Lineage: Eukaryota; Fungi; Ascomycota; Sordariomycetes; Amphisphaeriales; Apiosporaceae.
AUGGGGGUCCAAGUGGGAAGGAGGGACUGGCCCUGGGACUGGAAGCGAGCGGUCCACCGAGGCUUCCAAGGUUGUUCCAAGGUUUCCCAAGGCUUGCUUCCAACCAAUUCUCUUAUCAGACGAAGGGUCCAGAAAGAGAAAGAGAGAGAGAGAGACACUGAGGGCGACACGGCGCGCGCAUUCGGCGAAACGCAAAAAGUGACAACAGGAUCGAACCCCAGCGACGACGACACGGAAUCAAUUGGUUCCUCGCUCGGUGCGCUCCUCGCCCGCAGUCCUCCAGAUCUGACCCAAGUUACUGCUGCUGCUGCUGCUGCUGCGCGCAAACACGCCUCCGACGACGACCCGCCGCCGCGCACCGAGGCCCUCGAGCUACGAACGAAAGUCCGCCCGUCUCUCGAGCGCCGAACCUCCAUGCCACAUGCCGACGACGCCUCGCCCGACGUCCGCGCGACACGACAGCUGCUACCACAUCCAAUGACUCUCUCCCACGCCGCCAAUGGCGCUGCCGCCGCCCCCGGCUCCCCGUCCGAGUUCCCCAAGCUCGACACCUCGGUCGCCGCUGCCACCGCGGCCGAUGCGCAAGGCGAGAAGAAGGCGCCCGUCAUAGACGCGGGGCUGAGGAGUCUUGAUCACUACAAGAGAGCGCUCCCCAAAUGGCGGUACGACCUCCGUCAGCAACUGUUGCCCCUCAUAAGAUGGGAGACGCCGUAUCUGGCGUGGCUGCAGGACACGCUGCGGACGCCCGCGCUGGAUAGCUACUUCGCCAUCACGGCGAACCUGGGCACGCACACGUUCUUCAUGAUUGGGCUGCCGAUCCUGUUCUGGUGCGGAUAUGCGUCUUUCGGGAAAGGACUGGUGCAUAUCCUCGCUGCCGGCGUGUUCUUCACCGGCUUUGUGAAGGACUUCUUCUCGCUCCCAAGGCCGCUCUCGCCUCCCCUGCAGAGAAUCACCAUGUCCGGCUCGGCGGCCUUGGAGUAUGGUUUCCCAUCGACACACUCCGCCAACGCCGUCUCGGUCGCGGUGUACGGCAUACUCAUAUUGCACUCACCGGAAAACACACUCCCGCCCAGCGUGCAGCUGGGUCUCGAGGUGUUGGCUUACUUUUACGCUGCGAGUAUCAUCUUCGGCCGCUUGUACUGCGGUAUGCAUGGUUUCCUGGAUGUCAUCGUUGGGUCUGUCAUGGGCGCUGCCAUUUCGCUCGUCGAGUUCUAUUACGGCCCCAGCAUGGAUCUGUACCUCCACGAGCAGACGGCGUCGGCAGUGUUGAUAGUGGCACUUGUGAUCAUCGUCCUCGUCCGGGUGCACCCCGAGCCCGCGGACGACUGCCCCUGCUUUGACGACAGUGUCGCCUUUGCGGGCGUCGUGAUCGGAGUUGAGCUCGGCACAUGGCACUUUGGGCGCUCACCUUUUGCGUCCAUCGUCUUUGAUCUGGAGGCUCUUGGCUGGCCCAUGGUCAUUGUGCGUAUCCUCGUGGGCGUCCUUGCCGUGUUCGCGUGGCGCGAGAUGGCCAAGCCGGCCCUGCUCAAGGGGCUACCGCACCUGUUCCGUGUCAUCGAGACCUGGGGCCUGGCCUUGCCCCGGCGCUUCUUCAUGCCUGCCUCGGAGUACAAGAACAUCCCGCUUAGGUUGCGGGUUGACAACGUGUUGCCCAACGUGAGCGACCUGCCCAACUUCGUCAACAACAUCCGCAAGGGCCGGCGUGGCAGGUCCGUUAGUAUCGGCCCGCAGAGCGCUGCGGAUGCGUACGAGACCCUGGCGUACCGGGAGCGCCGCCGGCGCGAGAGCAUCGGCAGCAACGGGAGCAUGCGCAGCAAGCCGAGCAUCGCAGACCUGCGGGCGGGCUCCCCGCUGCUGAACACGCCCGAGGAGCAGACGGGGCGCAGCAGUGCCGUGGCUGGUGGCAAGCUCAGCGAAUACGAGCGCAUGAUGGGCGAGGGGACCGUGCUGGUGUCGCCGAGCGAUGAGAGGGAUGGCGACGAGCCCACCGUCUACGUCGAGUCGCAGGAUGAGCUGGGCGAGAAGGAGGUCUUCGCCUUGCUGAUCAAGCCCAGAGUGCGGUACGAUGUCGAGGUCGUGACAAAGCUGGUUGUCUACACUGGCAUCGGCUUAGUCGCCGUCGACGUCGUGCCCAUUAUGUUCGAGUUCAUCGGCUUGGGUGCCGGCCACCUGCAAUGA